AUGAGCACGUCGGCCAAACAAGUGGAGGCCGCCAAGAAGACCGCCGAGGCCGUCUGGGUCGUCGAGCACGCGACGCGGUGCCCCGACAACGGCUGCGGCGUCGCCGGCUGCGCCAAGGCCCGGGCCGCGUUGACGUGCCUUGCGACGCGCACCGUGACGGCCUCUGUCUCGGUCUCCGACAUCGACGCCGUGCGAAGCGUGCUCUCGCACCGCGCCCUCUGCCCAUGGGCGCGGCCCCGGGGGUGCGCUACUACUCGCGAGGAGCCGUGCCUCGUCUGCGUCCUCGCGAGCCGCGCGCGCUGCGUGUCGUCCGGAGACGGCUUGGUGCUCGACUUCAGCAAGCGCUCGCCGAACGACGCCGGCUGCUUCACGGCGCCGCGGGCGCGCGCCGUCACCGUGGCACCCGUCGCGUGGGAGCCGUCGCCGGACGCGCCGAAGAACCUGCCCAAGUCGCCCUCGUUCAACGCCGCCGCCGCGUCGCUGAUGAGCCUCUCCGCGGCGCCGAUCGCGUGCUGA
Molecule: messenger RNA, 516 nt
Organism: Pelagomonas calceolata
Lineage: Eukaryota; Pelagophyceae; Pelagomonadales; Pelagomonadaceae
Source: the annotation of a GenBank genome assembly